This is a messenger RNA of Chironomus riparius, 723 nucleotides long. The record is from the annotation of a GenBank genome assembly. NCBI's taxonomy places the organism in Eukaryota, Metazoa, Arthropoda, Insecta, Diptera, Chironomidae.
GACGAAUCCUUUGAAUCAAAAUUUCAGUAAUCAAACACGUCUCAAAAAGAAUUUUAAUUCAAAAUGUUCAAAAAAAUAUUCAUCCUUACUUCGUGGCUUCUUUUAGCUAAUUCAGAACCUAUAAAAGAGAUAUUGGAAGAUGAACCGAUUGGAUGUCAGGCACAAGUUACAAAUGGAUUUGAUAUUGCAUUUGUAAAAGUUGGAACCUACAGAGGAUACACCAACGAAGGCAAAGAAUACCAAAAGAGCUAUUUCUUCCCCAAAUACUUCAGGAAUGGAAUGGCUGAAGCUAAGGCAAUCUGCAAAGCAUACAAUCUAGAAUUAGCAACAUUCGAAACUAUAACAGAAACUUUAAUGGUCCUUAACAUGUGUGAAAAUAACGAAUACAUUAAAUCUAUAGCAGAUCCAAAGAACUUUUGGAUUGUUAUUGAUGCAAUGACCACAACACCAAAAUCAGCUACUGAAUGGUUCUGGACGAAUUCUGGAAGGAAAAUAUCGUUCACAGUUCCAUGGGCACCAAAUCAGCCAGAUUUCUUUGAGAAUCAUGAAUAUUGUCUGGCGAUUGGAAAAGAUCAAUCAACUCCAAACUAUAGAUUUAAUGAUAUGCCUUGCUUGAAUAUCAAUCGACCAUUCUUGUGUCAAAAUUUUGAUUAUAUGAUCACAUUGUAGAUUUAAAAUAAAAUAUGGAAAUAAUCUAGUAUCUAUUGUAUGUAUUUACUGCUU